Trichomycterus rosablanca is the source of this 2111-nucleotide messenger RNA. RefSeq names its product probable serine/threonine-protein kinase kinX. Lineage: Eukaryota; Metazoa; Chordata; Actinopteri; Siluriformes; Trichomycteridae. The record is from RefSeq and is a predicted model, not a curated record. The transcript has 2 exons. Bases 21 to 2027 code for a protein of 668 amino acids.
UGAAGAGAACAGUUGCAACGAUGGAUUGUCUGUGGACAUGGUUUCCGAUACGCCGCCGGAGCUUUUCCAGCCCCGCCGAGCCAGAGACGCCCGACAGAAACAAGGCUAAAGAGGAGAAAAAUGGAAAGAAAAAGUGGAAGAACAUCUUCAGCAGGAACCGUAAGCCCAAAGAUGCAGGAAAGCUGCUGACAGAGGGUCUGGAGGGCCAAGGUCCCCAGCAGCCAGAAGGUGUUGAGGGUCUGGAGCUACACUUCAGCUUGGAGGACCCUUCAGCUGAUGAACUGGAGAUCCGUGGCUGCCUUCGCUUUUCCAGCCUCGCCGAGCCAGAGACGCCCGACAGAAACGAGGCUAAAGAGAAGAAAAAUGGAAAGAAAAAGUGGAAGAACAUCUUCAGCAGGAACCGUAAGCCCAAAGAUGCAGGAAAGCUGCUGAAAGAGGCUCUGGAGGGCCAAGGUCCCCAGCAGCCAGAAGGUGUUGAGGGUCUGGAGCUACACUUCAGCUUGGAGGACCCUUCAGCUGAUGAACUGGAGAUCCGUGGCUGCCUUCGCUUUUCCAGCCUCGCCGAGCCAGAGACGCCCGACAGAAACGAGGCUAAAGAGAAGAAAAAUGGAAAGAAAAAGUGGAAGAACAUCUUCAGCAGGAACCGUAAGCCCAAAGAUGCAGGAAAGCUGCUGAAAGAGGCUCUGGAGGGCCAAGGUCCCCAGCAGCCAGAAGGUGAUGAGGGUCUGGAGCUACACUUCAGCUUGGAGGACACUUCAGCUGAUGAACUGGAGAUCCGUGGCUGCCUUCGCUUUUCCAGCCUCGCCGAGCCAGAGAUGCAUGACAGAAACGAGGCUAAAGAGAAGAAAAAUGGAAAGAAAAAGUGGAAGAACAUCUUCAGCAGGAACCAUAAGCCCAAAGAUGCAGGAAAGCUGCUGAAAGAGGCUCUGGAGGGCCAAGGUCCCCAGCAGCCAGAAGGUGAUGAGGGUCUGGAGCUACACUCCAUGUUGGAGGACACUGCAGCUGGUUUACUGGGUAUCUGUGCUGACACCAAGGCUGGAGCUCUGAAAAAAACCAGCCUGGAUGAGACAAGGGGCGAUACUGAGAUCCCCCUGCCUGUGGAAGAGCUCGAAUCUGAGGCUGAAGCUCUGAAAAACAUCAGCCUGGAUGAGACCAGGGACAUCAGCCUGGAUGAGGCCAGGGGUGAUACUGAGAUCCCCCUGCCUGUGGAAGAGCUCGAAUCUGAGGCCGAAGCCCUGGAAAACAUCAGCCUGGAUGAGAUCGGGGAUGAUGCUGAGAUGCUCCUGCCUGUGGAGGAGCUCGAUGCUGAGGCCGAAGCCCUGGAAAACAUCAGCCUGGAUGAGGGUAGGGACGAUGCUGAGAUGCUCCUGCCUGUCAGAGAGCUCGAAGCUGAGGCCGAAGCCCUGAAUAACAUCAUCCUGGAUGAGACCAGGGCUGAUGCUGAGAUGCUCCUGCCUGUGGAGGAGCUCGAUGCUGAGGCUGAAGCCCUGAAUAACAUCAGCCUGGAUGAGGGUAGGGACGAUGCUGAGAUGCUCCUGCCUGUCAGAGAGCUCGAAGCUGAUGCCGAAGCCCUGGAAAACAUCAGCCUGGAUGAGGGUAGGGACGAUGCUGAGAUGCUCCUGCCUGUCAGAGAGCUCGAAGCUGAGGCUAAAGCCCUGAAACCAGGAAAGAAAACCAGGAGAGGAACCCGGGGACGCGGCCGGAAAAUAAACUACAAAAAGAACGAUAAUAAAGAAUCCAACAUAAUAAACGAGGUGAACGUUAAAGAUGAAGCAGAAGCUGAGGUCGCUAAGGUCGCUGAGAUCAAGAAGGUCCACCUUGAUGAGAAGGACUCAACUGCUGAUCUGCUGAAUCCUGACCAACCUCUGGGUGAGGAAAGAAAUGAGUGGAUGGGUCGAGGUGACACUGAGAACACAAUGAUACAGAAGAAGAAGAUCAGACGAGGCACUCGUGGCCGAGGCCGCAAAAUCGACUACAAGAAAGACGCCUCUGAAGCACAAGUGAGUGCUUCAGGUUCUAAUCAUUAGACCAGAGCCGGUGAAGCUUCACGUCAACCUCAUUGACGACUAUAUGUACAGUACUAAAACUAAUAAAGUACAACAGUAAACGUU